UGGACCCAAAUAUCGUCAUCUUCUUCUCUUCUUCCUUCCAAGAAAGUCCAAGUCUUUGAUCUUUCAUUUAUUCUCUUCGAAUGCUUGAGUUGAACCAUUCUUCUUCAAUGCUUGAAUGAUAACUCUUUCUAAAACCUCCAUUUCCCACCUGCUUUUCUCUUCUUAAAACUCACCAAAAACUCAACUUUUCUUUCAGAAUAUACACUACAAACACAAUCCUCAAUUGGGUUUGCUUUGGUUGGAAAGAAAGAUGGACGGCUCUAGCUCUAGCGAUCGUGAUACCUUCAACAGCUCACCUUCAGUGGAAAUAACAGGCGAAAUAAUGGUGGUGGCAAUUAUAGUUCUUUUUGUGGUAGUAGUGUUUGUUCUUUUUCUUCAUCUCUACGCCAAAUGGUUCUGGUGGCGCAUUGAACAACCACCUGCUCCGCCUUAUUCACAUCGCCAGCGUCGUCGUUUUGUCUUUGCUCCUGGCCAAGACCCUGCUUUCACUCUCCGAACUGGCCUUGACGCUGCCGUGCUCCAUUCCAUUCCUAUGGUUACUUUCACUCCACAAGACUUUAAAGAUGGACUUGAAUGUGCUGUUUGUUUGUCUGAGCUUGUUGAAGGAGAGAAAGCUAGGCUGCUUCCUAAAUGUAACCAUGGCUUUCAUGUUGAGUGUAUUGAUAUGUGGUUCCAAUCUCAUUCUACUUGCCCGCUUUGUAGGAAUCCUGUUGAUCUUCAAUGCUACAAUUCCAGGGAAAUGGCAGAGGUAAUUGAUAGUCAGUUUCCACAAGAAAAUUCGGUUUCUGGGUCCUCAACAGAAUCUCCAAAUUUUCCUACUAAUGUAUUGUUUUGGGGAAAUGAAACUCAAGUUAGUACUGGUGGUGCUUCUUUAGAAGAGGGUACUUCUUCUUCUUCUUCUUCUACUUCUUCUGAAUCUUCAUCAUCUUCAUCUUCAUCUUCCUCUUCAACGUUGAAUACAAGCAGGCGAGGUGAAAUGUUAGUAAUUGAUAUUCCUGUGACUAUGAGUGAACAUUUAUCAUCGUCUCCAAUAAGAUCUCCCGAGGAGGAGUUAAAGUCGCCCAUGACAACAAGAUUGAGGUCAUUGAAGAGGCUUUUGAGUAGGGAGAAGAGGGUAAGUCCCAGUUGUAGUGGUGGUACUUCUAGUAGUUCUUGUGACAUUGAACAGGUUAGGAAAGGAUAGAAUUUCAAAAGCAACUUGCUAUUGAAGCAUGCCUGAAGAUAUGAUUGUAUCUCGGCAUAAAUUUCUCAAUUAAGAAAAGUGAAGAGUUUGCUGUCUAUCCUUUGAAAAUCAGAAAAUGAGAGAGGAAGCAAUUCAUCUUCUUCAGAAGAAUCAUUUUGUAAAAUUCUUUGUUUAAGUGUAAAGCCAUUAAACCAUGUGCUAAAAAAAUUUAGCUCCUCAUCAAGCUAUGUAAUUUACUUGUUCUGCAUUUUAUUCUUUGCAA
Messenger RNA from Pistacia vera, 1445 nucleotides. RefSeq names its product RING-H2 finger protein ATL3-like. The record is from RefSeq and is a predicted model, not a curated record. NCBI's taxonomy places the organism in Eukaryota, Viridiplantae, Streptophyta, Magnoliopsida, Sapindales, Anacardiaceae. The transcript has a single exon. Bases 251 to 1183 code for a protein of 310 amino acids.